AUGCGAUUGUUGACACACGCGGAGGAAAGCGGAUACAGAUCGUAUGUAGCUCCAGAUUCUUCUCUCGAGGACCCCGUUCCGUCUCCUACUACUUCUCUCCUCUCCGACUUUCCUAGUACUGUAGCGCAGGUUGGCGAUCGUACGGUUUCAUCCGGGGAGGCGGGUAAACAAGCUGCAGCUGAGGCCGCAAUUGUCGAUCUCCUCCGUGAGGCGUCCUCGUCACUUACCCAACCGGUAGCAAAACCGCAAAAAAUCAAGAGGAAGUCUCUCAAGGACCGUUUCAGACACCGUUUCUCUCCUAAACCCCAAAACAGUCCCGUAGACUCAUUAGAUAAACACAGUCCGAGUCCCUUGACGCGCUCAUACCACCCCUCCACAUCUUCACUACACUCCCACUCGCGAGCGCCCUCUGUUGUCGAUAAUGCGCCUGAGAUACUGCCACCUCAGUCGGAGAUUCCGCCUUACAUUCCUUACCGCGCGGCGUCGCCUGCAAGAUCCCCAACUCGGUCAUGGAGUCCAUCGAGAUCUUCAGCAGAUUGGCCACGACCUCCUGCUUCGACUGUAUCAUACGAGCCGGUGGAUAUCAAUGGAAGCCCAAGACCUGGAACACCUUCGUCGCGAUAUGGUAGUCCGAAGCGGCCACUGCCUCCGGCACCACUUUUCGCUGGCGGACGUCCUGUGUCGAGAGAUUCCAACCUGUCCUCGAACCUGACCUCUGCUCAAUCGGCAUCCAUACCUAUUGACGACGAUGAUGUCUUUUCAGAUCCUCCCAAUGAUCGCCCUGACCUGAACCACCGGGAUUCGUUCGCAUCUCAGUCUACAUUCACCGAGGAAUACACCGUUACAGAUGAAAAGACGGAUCACUAUGGACCCGUUCCGGAAGGAGCGCAAGCCAGACGUGGUGCCAGGCACGCUCAAAUGGCGAAGAAGGAAGUUCGCCUAAUCAACGGCGAGCUGAUUCUGGAGUGCAAGAUCCCGACCAUUCUCUACAGUUUUCUGCCACGGCGGGAUGAUGUCGAAUUUACGCAUAUGCGAUACACCGCUGUGACUUGCGACCCUGAUGAUUUCGUUACACGUGGAUAUAAGCUUCGACAAAACAUCGACUCUCGAGAAACGGAGCUGUUCAUCUGUAUCACUAUGUACAAUGAGAACGAGAUUGACUUCACGCGGACUAUGCACGGCGUCAUGCGCAACAUUUCCCAUUUCUGCUCGCGUACGAAAUCGCGAACCUGGGGCAAAGACGGAUGGCAGAAGAUCGUGGUCUGCAUCAUCUCUGAUGGUCGUCAGAAGGUUCACCCUCGAACGUUGGAUGCAUUAGCCGCCAUGGGAUGCUAUCAGGAUGGUAUCGCCAAAAACAACGUCAACCAGAAAGCGGUCACAGGCCAUGUUUACGAAUACACCACCCAAGUCUCGCUAGACUCUGAUCUAAAAUUUAAAGGAGCUGAGAAGGGUAUUGUACCGUGCCAGAUGAUAUUCUGCCUCAAGGAAAAGAAUGAGAAGAAGCUCAACUCACAUCGAUGGUUCUUCAACGCAUUUGGUCGCGCGCUGAAUCCGAACGUCUGCAUCUUGCUCGAUGUCGGCACGAAACCAGGCCCCAAGGCCCUCUACCAUCUAUGGAAAGCGUUUGAUAACGACUCCAACGUUGCCGGUGCCGCCGGUGAGAUCAAGGCUGGCAAAGGCAAAGGAUGGCUGGGCUUGUUGAACCCCCUCGUUGCUUCCCAGAACUUCGAAUAUAAAAUGUCGAACAUCCUCGACAAGCCGCUAGAGUCAGUGUUUGGCUACAUCACGGUGCUUCCUGGUGCACUGUCAGCAUAUCGAUACCACGCACUGCAGAAUGACCAUACUGGUCAUGGCCCACUCAGCCAGUAUUUCAAGGGUGAGACAUUGCAUGGCCAAGAUGCCGACGUCUUUACUGCAAACAUGUACCUGGCCGAGGAUCGGAUUCUCUGUUGGGAGUUGGUCGCGAAGAGAAGUGAGCGGUGGGUGUUGAAGUAUGUAAAGAGCGCUACGGGAGAGACGGAUGUGCCAGACACUGUUCCAGAAUUCAUAUCCCAGCGUCGUCGUUGGCUCAAUGGUGCUUUCUUUGCCGCCGUCUAUUCCCUCCUUCACUUCCGACAAGUCUGGAGUACGGACCACACUCUCUGGCGCAAGAUCCUCCUCCACAUCGAAUUCGUCUACCAAUUUGUCUCCCUUCUGUUCACCUACUUCUCUCUCGCCAACUUCUACCUCACCUUCUACUUCAUCGCGGGCUCGCUGGCAGAUCCUAAACUCGAUCCCUUCGGUCAUUCCAUCGGCAAAUACAUCUUCGCAAUCCUUCGCUACACGACCGUCCUCCUCAUCUGCAUGCAGUUCAUCCUCUCCAUGGGUAACCGGCCGCAGGGCGCGAAGAAGAUGUUCCUUUCCUCUAUGAUCGUUUACAGCUGCAUCAUGGCAUAUACAACCUUUGCAUCUAUCUACAUUGUGGUCAUCCAGCUCAAGGACCCCAAAUCUGUCAAAACCCUCGGCAAUAACGUCUUUACCAACCUGAUCAUCUCAACCGCUACCACGAUCGGAUUGUACUUCCUCAUGAGCUUCUUGUAUCUGGAUCCUUGGCACAUGUUUACUUCAUCUGGGCAAUACUUCGCCCUUCUCCCGAGUUAUAUCUGCACGCUCCAGGUCUACGCCUUUUGUAAUGCUCACGACGUCACCUGGGGCACGAAGGGUGACAACAUCCAGAUGACCGACUUAGGAUCUGCGCGCGGUAAGUCUGGUGGCAACAUUGUCGAGCUCGAGAUGCCCUCAGAGCAACUCGACAUCGACUCCGGCUAUGACGAAGCGCUUCGAAAUCUCCGUGACCGUAUCGAAGUCCCCGUCCCUGGCAUCUCCGAGUCUCAGGCGCAAGAGGAUUACUACCGUGCCGUCCGGACCUACAUGGUCGUUAUCUGGAUGGUAGCCAACGCGAUCCUUGCUAUGAGUGUGUCAGAAGCGUAUUCUGGCACCACGGUCAAGAACAAUUUCUACCUCAAGUUCAUCCUGUGGUCUGUCGCUGGCCUCGCGUUCUUCCGAGCGAUUGGAUCGAGUGCAUUCGGCAUCAUCAACAUCAUUCACAGCGUUGCCGAGGGACGUCUCAAAUGGGGUGAUAGGAUGAAGGGCAAGACUGGUCUUGGCGGUGGACGGAGGAAGUGGGGUAGCUCAGGAAGCUCCUGGUGGAGUGGGAGCUGGUUGGGGAGCAAGUUGAGCAGCCUCGCGCCGAGUAGUAUUGGGAGCUCGCUCGGGAAGAAGUAAGAGCCGUGUUGUUGAACGGGAGAGGGAAGUUUAAUGCGGAGGGAGGCGUUCUGGAAUAUGGAAAUGAGUGACGAAGACGGUGUUGUAUGAUAUCCCAGGUAAGAGGCUACCGCUCUUGGGGUUUGUUGUCUGCUAGGCUUUGGGUAUUGGCGCUAAAGUGCGGCGCACGGUAUUAGUAUUGGUACUUUUCUGCCCAUCUCAGAGGCGGGAAAUUUUAGAUAUGCAAAUGGUUUUGUUCAAGUCACUUCGUUCAUCGUCACAUCGCGCUUGGUCUUCCAAUGUCUGAUUGCACUCCAUUUAUUCUCUAUGAAUAUCUCUUGCUCGAGGGUAUCUCGAACACUUCUCAAACUCAUCAAUGUCCCAAAAGUCAAUGGAUAAUCUGAGUAGGGCUAUGCUAAACUUGUGCU
Molecule: messenger RNA, 3671 nt
Organism: Mytilinidion resinicola
Lineage: Eukaryota; Fungi; Ascomycota; Dothideomycetes; Mytilinidiales; Mytilinidiaceae
Product: putative chitin synthase
Exons: 2
Coding region: 1-3264 (1087 amino acids)
Cellular component (GO): cell periphery; cell septum
Molecular function (GO): chitin synthase activity
Source: RefSeq, a predicted model, not a curated record